AUGGAUAAUGCUCUGCCGCUGGAAGCGGAGCUGGAGCACCAGUGGCUGCCCAACGCCUCCCUGAACGAGUCCUUCGUGAACCAGUUCGUGCAGCCCCCGUGGCAGGUGGCCCUUUGGGCUGUCGCCUACGCCCUCAUCGUGGUGGUGUCGGUGGUGGGGAACGUGGUGGUGAUGUGGAUCAUCCUGGCUCACAAGAGGAUGCGCACCGUCACCAACUACUUCUUGGUGAACCUGGCUUUCGCCGAAGCCUCCAUGUCCGCCUUCAACACGGUGGUGAACUUCACCUACGCCAUCCACAACGAGUGGUACUACGGGCUGCUCUACUGCAAGUUUCAUAACUUCUUCCCCAUCGCCGCCGUCUUCGCCAGCAUCUACUCCAUGACGGCCAUCGCCCUGGACAGGUACAUGGCUAUCAUCCACCCGCUGCAACCCCGGCUCUCGGCCACCGCCACCAAGGUGGUCAUCGGCAUCAUCUGGCUCCUGGCGUUCCUGCUGGCUUUCCCCCAGGGUUACUACUCGGUGACAGAGGAGCUGCCGGGGCGGCUGGUGUGUCUGGUGGAGUGGCCGGAGCACAGCACCAACGUGUACGGAAAAACGUAUCACUUCUGCAUGACCAUCCUGAUCUACUUCUUGCCGCUUCUGGUGAUAGGAUGCGCCUACACCGUGGUCGGCAUCACCCUCUGGGCGAGCGAGAUACCCGGCGACUCCUCCGACCGCUACCACGAGCAGGUCUCAGCUAAGCGGAAGGUAGUGAAGAUGAUGAUCAUCGUGGUAUGCACGUUCGCGCUGUGCUGGCUGCCCUACCACAUCUACUUCACCCUGCAGUAUUUUAACCCCGAGUGGUACCUGCAGAAGUUCAUCCAGCAGGUCUACCUGGCUAUCAUGUGGCUGGCCAUGAGCUCCACCAUGUACAACCCCAUCAUCUACUGCUGCCUCAACGACAGAUUUCGCGUGGGGUUCAAACAUGCAUUUCGGUGGUGCCCGUUCGUCAGCGCCGGUGAGUACGAGGGCCUGGAAAUGAAGUCAGCCAGGUACCUGCAGACACAGAGCAGCAUGUACAAGGUCAGCCGGAUAGAGACCACCGUGUCCUCAGCGGUUGGCGCGGCCGAAGAGGAGCUGGAGGAGAGCAGCAAGGCCAAGCGUCUCUCCGUAGACAUGACCUCCAAUGGCUCCUCCCGCAGCGACUCCAAAACGGUCUCUGAAAGCUUCAGCUUCUACUCCAACACGCUCACCUAA
This is a messenger RNA of Gavia stellata (red-throated loon), 1236 nucleotides long. It is a transcript of the gene TACR1, whose product is annotated as tachykinin receptor 1. Gene Ontology annotation, biological process: G protein-coupled receptor signaling pathway; positive regulation of flagellated sperm motility. The record is from RefSeq and is a predicted model, not a curated record. The transcript has 5 exons. Bases 1 to 1236 code for a protein of 411 amino acids. Gene Ontology annotation, cellular component: sperm midpiece; plasma membrane. Lineage: Eukaryota; Metazoa; Chordata; Aves; Gaviiformes; Gaviidae. Gene Ontology annotation, molecular function: substance P receptor activity.